This is a messenger RNA of Diospyros lotus (date-plum), 1215 nucleotides long. Its product is annotated as protein LEAD-SENSITIVE 1-like. The record is from RefSeq and is a predicted model, not a curated record. The transcript has 2 exons. Bases 162 to 947 code for a protein of 261 amino acids. Lineage: Eukaryota; Viridiplantae; Streptophyta; Magnoliopsida; Ericales; Ebenaceae.
UUAUACUUUGGAAUUGAUUAGCAAGUAGAACCGAAUGUAAUUGUCUUUGUAUUAUUCUCUGAAUUUUUUGGGGGUGGGUGUUCAUUUAACAGGAGCGACUUUGACUUGCAAAGGGGUACCGUUUGGAGGAGGAGGAGGAGGAGGAGAGAGAGAGGCGAGAGAUGGGGCUGCUCAGCAACAAAGUCGAGAGAAGUGAGAUCAAACCAGGAGACCACAUCUAUACUUACAGGGCAGUCUUCGCUUACUCUCACCAUGGUAUCUUUGUCGGGGGAAGCAAAGUGGUCCAUUUUACGCCUGAGCGUAAUGAAAAUUCAGCCACUGAGACCUCUGCAAAGUCUUAUGAAGAAAUAUAUAAUCUUCCGCCAUCGUGUCCCACUUUUCCCGACUGUGGAUUCAGGCAACCCACUAGUGGAGUAGUACUGUCUUGCCUGGAUUGUUUCCUUCGGAAUGGAUCUCUUUACUGCUUCGAAUAUGGAGUUACCCCAUCAGUUUUUCUUGCCAAAGUACGGGGCGGCACUUGCACAACCGCAAUGGCGGACCCACCUGAUGCAGUCAUCCACCGUGCAAUGUAUCUACUUCAAAAUGGAUUUGGAAAUUAUGAUGUGUUUCAGAACAACUGCGAGGACUUUGCUUUGUACUGCAAAACGGGCCUUCUGAUAGUUGACCGGUUGGGGGUUGGACGAAGUGGGCAAGCUUCUUCUGUCAUUGGCGCUCCUUUGGCUGCUCUUCUUUCCUCCCCUCUGAAGUUGUUAAUGCCAAGCCCUGUUGGUGUGGCCACAGUAACAGCUGGUAUGUACUGUAUGAGUCGGUAUGCUACUGAUAUUGGUGUGCGAUCUGAUGUUAUCAAGGUGGCAGUGGAGGACCUAGCUGUGAACCUUGGGUGGGGGCCCAAUGGACAGGUGCAAGAGGAGGAGGAUGGCCGCCCUGACCUACAGAUUGUCAAAUGAUGUGACUAAUCCCCCUGCCCCCCGAAGAAAAAAAAAAAGGGAGAUUGCCAGGUGAUCUUGAUUUCGUGGGUUUCAAUAUUGGACGUGUAUAUACUCCAGAUUUUAGCAUGAAUUAGAAUGUUAUUGGCAUUAAUAAACUCCAUGCAUAUCUGGUAAUCUUUCCUUUUUAAACUUGUGGUCCCAGCUUCCCUGGUAAAUUUGUGGAGAGGCACUGAAAACUUGUUUGUUGUUCUAUUAUGAAGCACUGAAAUUCUUGAUGUUUACCCUU